AUGCUGGUAUCAUCAGUAAUUAUUUUCUUAUGCGCCACUCUCAUCGAGGCACUUCCAUCCAGACAAGUGCAGGUCGAAUACAUCAAGGAGUUACCGAUAGGAUGGACGCAAUCACGACUCGCCGAUCCUCAACAUCAAUUCCAACUGUCUAUAGCCGUUGAUCGAACCGAUCACGUACAUAAGGCCCUGUAUAGUGUGUCGACACCCGGCCAUGAGUUGUAUGGGAAGCAUCUUUCGAGGGAGGAGGCACAAGCCCUUCUCAUGCCUGACGAUGGGUCUCGGGAUAUGGUGGUCAGUUGGCUCUUGAAUCAGGGACGUCUCGAUCAAUCCGCGAUUGCAAGCGACGGCCACUGGAUCCGGGUUACCACUACGAUUGAGAAAGCCAACAGACUGCUAGGCGCCAACUAUUCUUGGUUCAAGCAUGCCGAUAGUGGUAAAGAGGUCUUGAGGACCCUUGAGUAUUCGUUGCCGUUGGAGUUGAAGGCCAAGAUAUCGCUAAUAUCCCCGACGACACGAUUUUGCUCGCAUCCGAUGAUGCAUCAAGGACCUCAAGCUCCCGGAAUCGACGAUGCGCUACCAUCCGACGAGCUUCGCAAGCACAAGAGAGCCUUCUCUGGGGUGACCAACGAGCCCCUGUGGAGAUCAGCCGCAGCCGUCGAUCCCCCACCGUCAGUGUCCCGAGCCCAAGUUGACGCGACGUGCAACCGAACCGUCACACCCAGCUGCGUCAGAGCACUCUACAACGUUCCUGCAAAUGUGCCUGUCAGCAAAGCUCGUGGUCUCGGUGUAUAUGCCUCGCAAAGCCAGGUCCCAAAAUUCGCAGACUUCGCCCUCUUCGCGAAGAAUAUCGACCCGCCGUCCGCCGGGGUCAACUUCUCCUUUCUAAGCAUCAAUGGCGGCGUCACAAGCCAGGAUCAGAAUCAGUUGUCGAAUGCCGAGUUGAACUUUGACAUGCAGUACACUGCAUCUCUCUCGAACCCCGUACCGAACAUUGUCACCGCCGUCGCUGGUGAUGGCCCCAUCAAGCUGGAGUUGGGAGGUCAACCUGGGGACACCACGGAGCCAUGGCUCAUCUGGCUCGAUGCCAUGCUCAAGCUUCCUGAUGAUCAGCUCCCUCAUACUAUAACCACAAGCUUUGGCGAGAACGAACAGUCCCUGCCUGACGGCUACAUUCAGCAGAUUUGCAAUCAGUUCGGUGCCCUUGGUGCUCGAGGCGUCACCAUGUUCGCUGCUUCGGGAGACUCUGGGCCAGGAAAUACUUGCGUGACCAACGACGGCACCGCCAGUACACGCUUCAACCCAGUCUUCCCCGCGGUAUGCCCCUUCGUCACCGGCGUCGGUGGAACAAAGAACGUAGCUCCUGAACAAGCGUUUCCUUUCUCGAGCGGUGGAUUUUCGGACAAGUUCGCCAGGCCAGCAUACCAAGACCAAGCUGUUCCUCCGUACCUCAAGACGGUAGGCAACAACUUUCAGGGCCUCUUCAAUGCGUCGGGCAGAGGCUUCCCAGACGUCAGCGCCCAAAGCUUCAAUGCGACGUUCUUUACCGGUGGUCAGCUUGGCGGCUUCCAAGGGACGAGUGCAGCGGCACCGAUCUGGGCUGGCACGGUUGGUAUGGUGAAUGCCGCUCUCAUCCAAGCCGGAAAACCUCCGAUGGGCUUCAUCAACCCAUGGCUGUAUGGCGCUGGACUCCAAGCCAUUAAUGACGUGAAAGUUGGUGCUUCCACUGGAUGCACGGGGACGACUGCUUUUGGAAGUCAGCAGUUCCCGCCUCAGUUUGGGGCCAAACUUGUGCCAAACGCGUCUUGGCCCACUGCUCCGGGCUGGGACGCUGUCACGGGUUUGGGCACUCCGGAUAUUGGCAAGAUGCUUGCAUUGAGGAUGGCAAUGUGA
Molecule: messenger RNA, 1890 nt
Organism: Colletotrichum siamense
Lineage: Eukaryota; Fungi; Ascomycota; Sordariomycetes; Glomerellales; Glomerellaceae
Gene: sed3
Product: Tripeptidyl-peptidase sed3
Exons: 1
Coding region: 1-1890 (629 amino acids)
Biological process (GO): proteolysis
Molecular function (GO): tripeptidyl-peptidase activity; serine-type endopeptidase activity
Source: RefSeq, a predicted model, not a curated record